UAUGAAUACAUGUAAUCAAAAACUUCAUUAGGAGUAGGAGUUAACAACACAUAUGGAUCAAAAGCUUGUCUCAAGCUGGUUCCAUCUUCAUUCCUCAGUGCCCUUAUCCUACGUGCAACCACCGGAAAGCCAACCUGGCAUGGUUUUUCCUUCCGGCAAGAAAAUCCCGGUGGUAGAUCUCGGACUGCACGAUCGCCAUGAAAUCUUGAAGCACAUUUUGAAAGCCUCCGAGGACUAUGGAUUUUUCCAGGUUAUCAACCAUGGAGUAUCGAAAGAGUUAAUGGAUGAGACACUGAAUAUUUUCAAGGAAUUUCAUGCCAUGCCUGCUGAAGAAAAGAUAAGGGAAAGUUCCAGAGAUCCAAAUGGAGGUUGCAGGCUCUACACAAGCCGUGAGAUUAACAGCAAAGAUACCGUUCAGUUCUGGAGGGACACAUUAAGACACUUGUGUCCAUCUUCUGAAGAUUCCAUGCAAUUUUUGCCUCAAAAGCCUGCAAAAUAUCGUGAAAUCGUUGCAAAAUACACGCAAGAAAUGAGAAGAAUGGGACUAAAAAUUUUGGAGCUGCUAUGUGAAGGUUUAGGACUUGACCCAAAAUACUGUUGUGGUGGACUUAGUGAGAGUCCUUUACUGCUAGCUCAUCACUACCCUCCAUGCCCAGAACCAAGUUUAACCUUGGGAGCUCCUAAGCACAGAGAUCCUAACCUUGUUACUAUUCUGCUUCAAGAAAAAGAUAUAAAUGCACUUCAAGUCUUCAAAGAUGGAGAAUGGAUAGUGGUUGAACCUAUUCCUUAUGCUUUUGUGGUCAACAUUGGGCUUAUGUUGCAGGUGAUUAGUAAUGGAAGGUUAAUCGGUGCUGAACACCGUGUGGUGACAAAUUCAGAAUUUGCAAGGACCACAGUUGCAUAUUUCAUCCGUCCAAAUAGCAAACAGAUUAUAGAACCUGCAAAGUGUUUGAUAAGUUCUGGUGCUCAACCUAUCUACAGAUCCAUUGCAUUUGAAGAGUUCUUGAAAAAUUUCAUGAUCAAGGGUACUGAUAUUGAACGAGAAUUGCUCUUGUAACCUAAGCAGAAAGCUGCACUGCAGACACAUUAAUUAAUGCCCCUCUCAAAUUUCUUACAACUUUAUCUUGUUUGCACAUGAAUUAUCUAAAGAAUUGAAUAUGUUUAUCAAUUAAAGUAUUACCAUUAUUAUUA
This is a messenger RNA of Vigna unguiculata (cowpea), 1191 nucleotides long. RefSeq names its product hyoscyamine 6-beta-hydroxylase-like. Lineage: Eukaryota; Viridiplantae; Streptophyta; Magnoliopsida; Fabales; Fabaceae. The record is from RefSeq and is a predicted model, not a curated record.